UCCUCCCCCAAUUCUCUGACUCUGACUGCCUCCCCUUCCGUCGCCACCUUUUCCGGCGAAUCUGUCAGCUCCAGUUUCACCUUUUCCCAUCUGUUUUUUGAAUUUUCGCUCUUUCUUCACUCGAAGAAGCUGUUUUAGCAUCUGGGUUAUUUUUUUCCUACCUUAAUACAGCAGUAUUUUCUGGGAAUCUGUUUUCUUUGUUCUUUUCCCCAAACAGUGCUGCUGAUUUCACUGUCUCUUCCGAAAACCACUGUCUCCGUUUCUUUUGCGCUAAAGCAUUUGUCAUUUAGCUCUGUGAUCCUCUUUUUAGUUUUUGGGCUCUAUUCCUCUCAAGAAGUUUUACUCCGAUAAGGUUUUCUUCGCAGUAUUUUCAAAGGAGUUUUUUUUCAGCUUCUUUGAAUUUUGAUUUUCAUGAAGGUUUAGCAGUUUUUUUUUGGAGUACCCAGAUAGGGAAUUGAAGGGGAAGAUGCUGCUGAACCUCUUUGCUUUUCUUCUUCUAGCUUCUGCGACGGCGGUUCAGUCUCUGGACCAGACUUUCAACGAUGAUGUUCUGGGGUUAAUCGUCUUCAAGGCGGGUCUCCAGGACCCAAAUGCCAAACUCCAGUCCUGGACCGAAGACGACAACGACCCCUGCAACUGGGUCGGCGUCAAAUGCGACCCGACUACCAACCGGGUCUCCCAGCUCGUCCUCGACGGCUUCUCCCUCUCAGGUCAUGUCGGUCGCAGCUUGUUGCGGUUGCAGUUCCUUCAAACCCUCUCGCUAUCGAAUAACAAUUUCACCGGACCCAUAAAUCCCGAUCUCACUCACCUCGGUGGAUUGCAAGUAAUUGAUCUUAGUGGAAACAGUCUUUCGGGGUCGAUUCCUGAUGAUUUCUUUGCACAAUGUGGGUCUUUAAAAUCAGUUUCUUUCGCAAGGAACAAUCUUACAGGGCAGAUUCCUGAUUCUUUGAGCAAGUGUUCGACGCUUGUGGAUAUUAACUUCUCAUCUAAUCAGAUUUCUGGGCGAUUGCCGUCCGGAAUUUGGUUUCUGAGAAGCUUACAAACCCUUGAUCUUUCCAAUAAUUUGCUGGAGGGAGAGAUUCCACAGGGGAUUGGGUAUUUGUAUAACUUGAGAGGGAUAAGUUUGGCUAAGAACAGGUUCUCAGGGAGGGUUCCCGGGGAUGUUGGAAGUUGUUCACAGUUAAAAUGGCUUGAUUUGAGUGAGAAUUAUUUCUCUGAGAGUCUUCCAGAAUCAAUGCGGUGGCUUGGUUCUUGUAGUUCAAUCAGUUUCCGAGGAAAUUCGUUUACCGGAGUAGUCCCUGAUUGGAUUGGAGAACUAACAAGUCUGGAAAGUUUAGAUCUUUCUGGGAAUAAAUUUUCAGGGUGGAUUCCAUUUUCCAUAGGAAAUCUUCAGAGGUUGAGGGAUCUGAAUCUGUCAAAGAACCAGUUUUCAGGGGGAUUACCGGAAUCCAUGAUGAAUUGCUCUAGCCUUUUGACUGUAGAUGUGAGCCAGAAUCUGUUGGCUGGAAAUGUUCCUUCAUGGAUGUUUGGGAUGGGAUUGAAGAGUGCGUCUCUUUCCGGGAAAAAGCUAACUGGAAGCACUGUAACUUCUUCAGUUGACUCCAUGGUGGCAUCCUAUCAAGGUCUUCAGGUCUUGGAUCUGUCUUCAAAUGCAUUAUCUGGUGGAAUUCCAUCCAGCAUUGGGGUUCUCAGUAGCUUGGUGUACUUGAAUAUGUCCAGGAACCGUCUCUUUGGUUCUAUACCAGCAAGCGUAGGAGAAUUGAAAUCCACAGAAGAUAUUGAUUUGAGUUACAAUUUGCUAAGUGGAAGCAUUCCUCUGGGUAUCGGAGGAGCAGUUUCACUCAAGGAGCUGAGGUUGCAGGGGAACUUUCUGUCAGGGAAAAUUCCAACUCAGAUAGUGAAUUGCUCAUCUCUAACAUCUUUAAUUUUAUCUCAGAACAACCUGACUGGCCCAAUUCCUGCAGUCAUUGCGAACUUAAGCAACCUCCAAUAUGUAGACUUGUCACUGAACGAACUGACUGGAAGCCUACCAAAAGAGCUGACAAAUCUUUCUCACCUACUGUUCUUCAAUGUCUCAUAUAACCACCUCCAUGGUGAACUCCCACUUGGGGGCUUCUUCAAUACCAUACCUGCCUCAUCUGUCUCUGGUAAUCCAGCCCUGUGUGGUUCUGUUGUUAAACGCUCCUGCCCUUCUGUUCAUCCCAAGCCAAUAGUCCUCAACCCUAACUCUUCUGGCUCCAUUGGUAACUCCUCUUCAGAUCACCACCGCAAGAUUGUACUCAGCAUCUCCGCCCUCAUUGCCAUUGCUGCAGCAGCCUUAAUUGCUAUUGGUGUGGUAGCAAUAACUGUUCUCAACAUCCAUGUUCGGUCUUCUAUGUCACGAGCUGCAGCUGCUCUCACAUUAUCCGGUGGGGAAGAUUUCAGCUGUUCUCCCACUAAUGAUCCAAACUAUGGCAAGCUUGUAAUGUUUUCCGGUGAUGCUGACUUUGUUGCUGGGGCCCAAGCACUUCUCAACAAGGAAAGUGAGAUUGGCCGUGGAGGGUUUGGAGUUGUUUAUCAAGCAAGCCUUCAAGAUGGGCGUUCAGUUGCUAUCAAGAAACUGACCGUUUCAGGUAUGAUCAAGUCUCAGGAGGAGUUUGAGAGGGAAGUGAAAAGGCUUGGAAAGAUCAGGCACCACAAUCUUGUGGCACUUGAAGGGUAUUACUGGACUCCAUCCUUGCAUCUCCUCAUUUGUGAAUUCGUUCCUGGUGGAAGUUUGUAUAAUCACCUUCAUGAUGGACCCGGUCAAAAUUCUCUCUCUUGGAGACAGAGGUUUAACGUAAUUCUUGGGAUGGCCAAGGGUCUGGCCCAUCUGCAUAGGAUGAACAUAAUUCACUAUAAUCUGAAAUCGACAAAUGUUCUGAUAGAUGGCUCUGGUGAGCCAAAGGUAGCGGAUUUUGGACUUGCAAGGCUGCUGCCAACUUUAGACCGCUGCAUAUUGAGCAGCAAAAUCCAAAGUGCACUUGGUUACAUGGCUCCUGAGUUUGCUUGCAAAACAGUGAAAAUAACUGAGAAAUGUGAUGUGUAUGGAUUUGGGGUCUUGGUAUUAGAGGUGGUAACAGGGAGAAAGCCUGUGGAGUACAUGGAGGAUGACGUAGUAGUGCUUUGUGACAUGGUGAGGGGAGCACUGGAGGAUGGUAGGAUGGAGGAAUGUGUUGAUGGGAGGCUCAUGGGGAAUUUCCCAGCAGAGGAAGCAAUUCCAGUGAUUAAGCUUGGUUUAAUCUGUGCUUCUCAAGUGCCAUCAAAUCGCCCUGACAUGGAAGAAGUGGUUAACAUUUUGGAACUAGUCCAGUGCAGUCCUGAUAGCCAAGAGGAGCUGGAAUAAAUGAAGCCUGUAGAGAUCAAGACAGAACAAAACACAGUGUUUCCUGGUGAAUAAGAAUCCAGUUUGUUCAACAAAAAGAAAAGAACACUAGAUCUUCAGACACCCUUCUUGCCCCUCCGUUGCCUGAAUUUCGCAGCAUUAUGUUCUUUUAUUUUUCCCAAUUCUUUGUUGUUGUAUUUUCCUUUGCACCUUAUAGUUUUCGGAUUUUGUUAUACACAAGCUUACUGGAUUCUUUUUCACCAAUUGAAUAUGAGG
This is a messenger RNA of Rubroshorea leprosula, 3619 nucleotides long. Lineage: Eukaryota; Viridiplantae; Streptophyta; Magnoliopsida; Malvales; Dipterocarpaceae. The record is from the annotation of a GenBank genome assembly.